CUGGUUUGCGGUGGGUCUUGGAUGUAGCGGCGGCGUUGGCGACGGCGUGGGGAAGGGUGGGGUGAGGGGGCGAGUCCGUAGCGAGUGCGGAGAAACUGUCCUUCCCUCGGCCCACCGCGUGGGACGGCGUGAACGCGGUGUCGAAGGGAUGUCCGCCUUCUCCGAGGCGGCGCUGGAGAAGAAGCUGUCGGAGUUGAGCAACUCGCAGCAGAGCGUGCAGACCUUGUCCCUGUGGCUCAUCCACCACCGCAAGCACUCGCGCCCCAUCGUCACCGUGUGGGAGCGGGAGCUGCGUAAAGCUAAACCAAACAGGAAGCUUACUUUUCUCUACCUAGCCAAUGAUGUCAUUCAGAACAGCAAAAGGAAGGGGCCGGAGUUUACAAAAGAUUUUGCACCAGUUAUAGUGGAGGCUUUUAAGCAUGUUUCAAGUGAAACUGAUGAAAGUUGUAAGAAGCAUCUUGGAAGAGUGUUAUCUAUUUGGGAAGAAAGGUCUGUUUAUGAAAAUGAUGUAUUAGAACAACUUAAGCAAGCUCUCUAUGGUGAUAAGAAAUCUAGGAAGCGAACUUAUGAACAGAUAAAGGUGGAUGAAAAUGAAAACUGUUCCUCUCUGGGAUCUCCAAGUGAACCACCACAGACUCUAGAUCUCGUUAGAGCAUUACAAGAUCUAGAAAAUGCUGCUUCAGGUGAUGCAGCAGUUCAUCAGAGAAUAGCUUCUUUGCCUGUUGAAGUUCAGGAAGUAUCCCUACUAGAUAAAAUAACAGAUAAAGAAUCUGGAGAAAGGCUUUCUAAAAUGGUAGAGGAUGCUUGUAUGUUGCUGGCAGAUUACAAUGGCAGAUUGGCGGCUGAAAUAGAUGAUAGGAAACAACUCACUCGAAUGUUAGCAGAUUUUCUUCGUUGUCAAAAGGAAGCCCUUGCAGAGAAAGAGCAUAAAUUGGAAGAAUACAAGCGCAAGUUAGCCAGGGUUUCCCUGGUGCGCAAAGAACUCAGGUCGCGGAUCCAGAGCCUGCCAGACUUAUCUCGAUUGCCCAAUGUCACUGGCAGCCACAUGCACCUGCCCUUUGCGGGGGACAUCUACAGUGAAGAUUGAUGACCAGUCUCUCUUUCCAGGGCCCAGGACUUUGCAGGAGAUGGAGACAGGUUAGGUGGAUAGUCCUGUAACAUUAUUUUUGUAUAUUGAGAGAGUGACACUAACCAAACAAAACAAAUGACAAGUAAUUUAUAAAAUUGUUUAAAAUGUUGGUUUGUUUACUAUUUUAUUGGUAAGUUAACAUGACUUAGUUUAAACAAAGUGAUCUCUGUGUAUUAAAAAGCUCACAAAUAGUGAUUAUUUUCGAAAGAUCUUUUGUAAAUUUUUUUGAUCCAGGGCGUUGUGAGAAAUUCCAUGUUUCUAUUUCUUCAUGUAUUUUCAAAUGUUUUUCUUUGUUUUUUUUCGGUAUCUAUUCACAGUAUAGUAUGUAAGUUUGAAGGGGAAGAGCUAAUCAGGAGUUGGUUGAGACUUAAUUAUGGUAUAGUUAGGACUUGAUUGUAGAAGGGACUAAAUGUGUUUCAACUUAAUCUUCACCCUUCUCCCUGACCAAAAUAUCAGUUGUGUGCCUCUCAAUGCCUUUGAUUCCUUAUUCCUUAGAGGUCAGUAAUUUAACACUAACCAUGGAUGUCAUUUUUAGGCUCAAAUCAGAGCUUACAGAACGUUCAAACAAUAGCACUGUAGGGGUUCCAUUCCAACUACCAGUGUAGAAAAAGAGGAGUGUUAAAUAAAUAAGGACCCCCUUGAUUAACCUGUUUAGAAAUAGUUGAUGAGAUUAAUAUGAAAUGCUUGGGAAAUGUUAUAAAUUAGAUGUUCUGCCAAAUCGGACAGCUUUCAUUUUGUCCGAUCAGCCUCCUUUUAACAUAAUUGAUCCCUUUAACAUAAAGCCACCUAUGGGACUAAAAGAAACAAAAUAAUGAUACUUUUAUUAUUCCCAUAGCCUUUAACUUUAAAAACAAUGGUAUUUUUAGCUCUAAUAUCUCAAGGACAUAAUAUUCAUUAAUGUUCAGUAAAGUAACCUGGAACAUUUUUAAUGUUUCCUGAAGGUUUUUGAAUGACUGUAUAUUUGGAAAUUAAGCAGUGCUGCACUACAGGGUAGAUCUGGUAAAUAUUAUAUUUGUAUAUUUAGAAUGACCAAAACAGAUGUACUUUUACCUUUUAUUUUAACCCUGUGUGUUAGAGCAGUUGCAUGCUCUCCUGCUUUCUUCUUAAAUCACAUUGUUAAGCUGUGGAUUUGUACUCAAUAAUGACUUAGGAUAAACAUUUUUUUUUUUAUUCACUACUUUACAUAUUAGGCAUUUUUCUUUUCAUUGUAAGCAGGUUCCAAUUAGAUAGUCAAUAAAACAUCUUUAAAUCCCACAAGCCAAUUAUGUCUCACUAGUCUGAAUGGCUUCACUCUUUCUUCCUCAGUGUUAGAGACUAUAGUUAAAAUGAAUUUAUGUGUGAAAGAGAAAGCAAAUAUUUAUUUUUAAUAGCCAAUAGUUCUGGAAACAGUGCAUCUAAAAAUUUGACCUUUCUCUAAAACAGACACAUAUAACUGUCCCCAUUGAUGUGUGUGGCUUCUAGUCCAGAGUUUUUUAGUCUCCUUUAGGAGUUGGGGCACGUUUUCUCACAGAGACAAUUGUAGUUAGGUUCCAUGUGAACACCACCACAGAAAACUCACCUGGGAACCUAAUCCACUUAGCCAUGGAUGUAGUUCAUGUUGAUACAAAUUAGUGUAGUUGAUGAAUCAUUAAUAGUUACCAAUAGUAGAUCCUGACCAGCAUUUGUAACAUUGUAAUAUCACCCUAACUGAGGAAAUGACGUGCAGCCGCCAGACUACACAUUGGAGUGUCUUUCUUGUGUCCCUCUGUGAGGAUAUGACUUGGCGGGUGUGUGUAACAAAUGCACAGUUAUAAAAACCUAGUUAUACCUGUUACAAAAGUAUACCACAGAAGUUAGAUUUUUUUGUUAAAAUGAAAGCAAAAACUUGUAC
Molossus molossus (Pallas's mastiff bat) is the source of this 2999-nucleotide messenger RNA. It is a transcript of the gene RPRD1A, whose product is annotated as regulation of nuclear pre-mRNA domain containing 1A. NCBI's taxonomy places the organism in Eukaryota, Metazoa, Chordata, Mammalia, Chiroptera, Molossidae. The record is from RefSeq and is a predicted model, not a curated record. The coding region runs from base 149 to 1087 and encodes 312 amino acids. Gene Ontology annotation, cellular component: RNA polymerase II, holoenzyme. Gene Ontology annotation, biological process: mRNA 3'-end processing. The transcript has 7 exons. Gene Ontology annotation, molecular function: RNA polymerase II C-terminal domain binding.